Messenger RNA from Acaulospora colombiana, 974 nucleotides. The record is from the annotation of a GenBank genome assembly. NCBI's taxonomy places the organism in Eukaryota, Fungi, Glomeromycota, Glomeromycetes, Diversisporales, Acaulosporaceae.
AUGCCCUACCUGGGCAGGUCAGGCAAUGAACCCAUUGACCUGACUGGAAGCGAUAACGAAGAUGAUCUUCCUCAGCCAGGUGCCAAGAGAGCGCGCGUUAACGGAGUCGACAAUUCGUUCAUCCCUCAGCUCCCAACUCGAGAGGACCAUCUACUUGCUACUAGAGCUAAUCCAAACCAGGUCUUAUUUCCUAAUUUUCAGCCUUUAUCUCAGCCUCUGGCUAUUCAACCACAGUGGAUAUCACAAUCAACCCCUGCACCCUUCCAAGGGCGCGCUUGGUCAUCUCAACCUACCCACAUCCAACUCUCACAACAACUCGCUGCUUUAAACAGAGCGCAAAUGCGAUCAACCCCCUCGUCUCUUCCUUCGCACGUGAUCUCGGCCCCGCCUCAAACCCAAUUCGGUCAGAAUCCACCCCAUAUCAUCGACCUAACUCGAGAGUCGCCCAUGUCAAGAUCACCUUCUAUACAACCAAUGCAACCAACAUCUGCACCGAAUCAAACGCUAGUGCUGGAUGACAACCUCCCCCCAACUACGACUAUACUAAUAGGACAAAUCACUGUCUCAGCUUUAGUACUCAACCCAGUUCCAUAUAUACAACAGCAAACACCAGGUGCAAACAGCCAAUAUUCAAACUCUAUGGAUUACGUGCCAGUCAAGCUCCGACCGGCUAAUGAGAAACCAGAUGCGCACGACAUUUUAGUCUUCACACCGGCUCAGUCACGCAAUGGCAGCCUCAUAGCCCCGGAAAGCUUCGCUGUAGUGGAAUCAAAAGUAUCUGUCAAACUUCAACCUCUCAUGAACAAGCGAGCACUCAAGCUAGAAGGCAUGAUGAGAACAGUUCAAAGUGGCUCCAACGUAUGUUUCUCUGACCCAUAUGUUUUUCCUUCUUACCUGUUAAAUAAGGUCCUCGUGAACCCGAUGGUAAUCUUGGUUUUGACCGCCAAGGGCAAUGUGUCUCAGAUAGCCGAAUU